This is a messenger RNA of Racocetra persica, 411 nucleotides long. The record is from the annotation of a GenBank genome assembly. Lineage: Eukaryota; Fungi; Glomeromycota; Glomeromycetes; Diversisporales; Gigasporaceae.
AUGGCUCCCAAAACUGGCAAUUUUAAUCAAAUUGCAACAGACAAAUCUAAGAAGACUGCAGCCACGCAAGCCGCCGAAACAAGUAAGGAUGGCUCCAAGGACAAAACCAAGGGAAAGGCUAAAGAAAAGGUCAAAGCGCUUGCUGCCAAAAAAGCUAUUGUAAAGGGAGUUCAUGAGAAAGCAAAAAAAAAGAUCCGUACUUCAACAACAUUUCGCCGGCCAAAAACCCUUCGGCUACCACGCGACCCCAAAUAUGUGCGUAAAUCUGUCCCUCAUACACCUCGUAUGGAUCAAUAUAGGAUUCUGAAGAAUCCUCUAAAUACAGAAUCCGCAAUGAAGAAAAUUGAGGACACAAAUACACUCGUUUUCAUUGUUGAUGUCCAAGCUAACAAGCGUCAAAUCAAAGAGGCA